UCCUCCCGCUUCAACAUGCCCAAGAGGGCCCAGGAAGUGGCCAGGCCGGUGGGAAUCUGCUCCAUGAUGAAGCUCCCGGUGCAGGACUCCCCCCAGGGACUGGACGCGGCAUUCCUCGGCAUCCCGCUGGACAUCGGCACCAGCAACCGUCCGGGAGCCAGGUUCGGUCCUCGUCACAUUAGAGGAGAGUCUGUGAUGGUGAGAGCUUACAAUGGGGGCACAGGAGCCUCUCCCUUUGAAUCUUUGAUGGUGGCCGACAUCGGUGAUGUUAACGUGAACGUCUUUGACCUAAAGGACAGCUGUGACCGGAUCCGAGCGUAUUUCAAGAAGGUCGUCUCAACAGGCUGCGUCCCACUCACCAUGGGUGGUGAUCACACCAUAACCUACCCCAUCCUGCAGGCAAUGGCAGAGAAGUACGGGCCGAUGGGGCUGGUACACGUGGACGCUCACGCUGACACGGCAGACACGAUGCUGGGAUCGAAGAUCGGCCACGGGACCCCGUUCAGGCGCGCUGUGGAGGAAGGGCUGCUGGACUGCAAGCGGGUGGCGCAGAUCGGACUCCGCGGCUCCACGUACGAUCCCGAGGGUUACGCCUGGAGCAGAGAGCAGGGUUUUCGAGUUGUGACUGCUCAGGAGUGUUGGCUCCGCUCCCUGGUUCCUCUCAUGGAGGAGGUGAAGCAGCAGAUGGGAGACGGUCCCAUGUACAUCAGCUUCGAUAUCGACGGCAUUGACCCGGCCUUCGCUCCCGGGACAGGAACCCCAGAGAUCGCCGGCCUGUAUCCCAGCCAGGCUUUGGAAAUCAUCCGUGGCUGUCGGGGGAUGAAGGUUGUCGGCUGUGACCUGGUGGAGGUGGCGCCACAGUACGACACCACAGGUAACACUGCUCUGACAGCCGCCAACCUCCUGUUCGAGAUGCUGUGCGUGUUGCCCAACGUUAAGUACGCGUGAACACUCCAGGGGCCCACACUGUCAGAGCGUGAAUCCCACGUUUACUGAAAGGUAGAGCAACCUGAUCGCUCUGAACCAAAUCCCGUCAGCUCUGGCCUCGACCA
Messenger RNA from Callorhinchus milii (elephant shark), 1052 nucleotides. It is a transcript of the gene agmat, whose product is annotated as agmatine ureohydrolase (agmatinase). Gene Ontology annotation, molecular function: metal ion binding; agmatinase activity. Lineage: Eukaryota; Metazoa; Chordata; Chondrichthyes; Chimaeriformes; Callorhinchidae. The record is from RefSeq and is marked provisional.